Nematocida minor is the source of this 516-nucleotide messenger RNA. RefSeq lists its product as uncharacterized. Bases 1 to 516 code for a protein of 171 amino acids. The transcript has a single exon. The record is from RefSeq and is a predicted model, not a curated record. Lineage: Eukaryota; Fungi; Microsporidia.
AUGAAGUAUCUUGAGGCAGAGUCUACCACAGACAUCAUAGGGGACAUUCUGGAAAUAAAAGAAAGCAUUGCAGGGCUGUCUAUUCUGCUGGAAACAUACUCCCUGAAAAUGACAAGGAAGGAAAGGAAGAAAAGCCGAUCAGGAAAAUACAAAAGCAUGUCAUCAAUGGUCACAGAUGCUCUAAAUUUGCUAUUUUUUGGAUAUGAAAUAAAGGUAACGUUUCGCGAUAUAAAGAUUGUCUCGGAAGAAGAGUGCAGGUCAGAUCUUACAAAUAAACUGUUUACUAUUGGAAUCACUAAAAACUACCAGGAGAUGAGCGGGUGGGUUGACAGCGUGUUUGGCGUGAUUAGAAAGUGUGCGGGAGAGGACGCCAAAAUAAUCCGAGUGUGCAUUAAAACAGGCCCCUUCGAGAAGUGCCACUGGAGUGAGUGCAUAGUGGCAUACGGGAAAGAGCUGAAGAGAGUUUCUCUGUUUGUGGUGCUAUACGCAAGCCAGCUAAACUCACCCAUCAUGUAA